CUACCAUCCUAGGAAGUUGGCAGGCAACCUUCGAUCUCUCUCGAUCGAGUCUCGAUCAACACAAGAACCGGCAAAUUAGCUUCGGGUUCUUCGUAUACUGUCAUCAUGUCUAGCCUUACGACCAUUAGCAGCGGCGCCAUGGAGGAGUCGCAGGAAGUAGAGGAGCUCGUCGACACAAGGCUGUCCCUCGUGAUCGGCGCCGCGAGCCGUCCGCCGCCGACGGUCCUGGCCCUGCUGCCGGCGACAUCACCGGAGAACGAAGCGGCGGCACGUAGGAAGAGGAAGGGACAAGAGAACGGUGCGGGCGGCGUCGCUGCUACUUCGAGGCAGCAUAGCAAGAGGGCCAAGACGGUGCACGACAGCAGCGACGUCGACGACGACGACGACGACGGAGGGGACGCGGCCCGCAGCGACGGGACGAGGAAGAAGCUCAGGCUCACGGUGGAGCAGGCCGCGCUCUUGGAGGAAAGCUUCCGCGCCCACAACGUCCUCUCUCACGGUGAGAAGCACGAUCUUGCGAGGCAGCUUGGGUUGAAGCCGAGGCAGGUGGAGGUGUGGUUCCAGAACAGGAGGGCGCGGACCAAGCUCAAGCAGACGGAGCUCGACUGCGAGCUGCUGCGCCGGUGGUGCGAGCGCCUCAGCGACGACAACGCGCGGCUCCGGCGAGAGCUCGCCGAGACGCUCUCCUCGUCGCCGGCCUUCUUGUCCAGGCUCACGAUGGCCAACGACAAGGCUGUGUGUUCGUCCUGCAACAAGCUGACCAGCGCCCGGAUGCCGGCAUAAGGGACAGCGAGAUUAUUACUGCCGCCCUGAAAUGCAUGCGUCGAUCAUUUGUUGAAAAAAACAGUGCACUAUAGUCAGUUAGCUUUAUGUUUGUUACCUGCAUGAGCUUCAGGAAACAAGAGGUUUAUAAUACUAGUAUGUACUAGUGUCUAUAGAUUUUUUCUUGGAAGACAAAUUUUGAAAAUUUUGAUAAUGUUUAUAGAAUACCAAGGACGGAGAUAACUAUCUGACGAUCGCUCAG
Triticum aestivum (bread wheat) is the source of this 1024-nucleotide messenger RNA. RefSeq names its product putative homeobox-leucine zipper protein HOX26. Gene Ontology annotation, biological process: regulation of DNA-templated transcription. The record is from RefSeq and is a predicted model, not a curated record. The transcript is spliced from 2 exons. Lineage: Eukaryota; Viridiplantae; Streptophyta; Magnoliopsida; Poales; Poaceae. The coding region runs from base 106 to 783 and encodes 225 amino acids. Gene Ontology annotation, molecular function: DNA-binding transcription factor activity, RNA polymerase II-specific; sequence-specific DNA binding.